Diorhabda carinulata is the source of this 6224-nucleotide messenger RNA. Its product is annotated as PHD and RING finger domain-containing protein 1. The record is from RefSeq and is a predicted model, not a curated record. The coding region runs from base 398 to 6031 and encodes 1877 amino acids. NCBI's taxonomy places the organism in Eukaryota, Metazoa, Arthropoda, Insecta, Coleoptera, Chrysomelidae. The transcript is spliced from 6 exons.
AGUAGAUCUUAGAUAUUCGUAUUAUAAGUAAUUUUUAAAUUAGUUUUAUUAUACUAAAAGAAACAACUUGGACGUAUUAGUACUAUAUAUUUAUUUGAAAACACCUUAUUAUCUCUGAUUAGUGCACAUAAGGAAUAUAUAUACAGCCUUAUUUAAUACUAACCGUGAAGACGUUUUAGUCGAAAAGAACAAUCCCUUUUGAUCUCGAUUACGCCAUAUUGGCAUUGGCGGAGAAAAACUAGACAUGUCAACUUGCUUUAUAGAAUUGUUUUAGUCGUAGAAACAUUAAGUGUUUUAGAUUAUUGAGCUACUCACCGUUUAAUAACCUUUUAAAAUCACAAGUUACCUUGUAAUAUAACCGAAAUCAAUGCAUUGAAACGUUUGUGAAACAUCAAAGAUGAGCAGUAGCGAAGACAGUGAUGCCGGACCGAAACGUAAGAGAAAAGAUCGAAGAUUAAAUGAUAGUCCAGGUAGUAGUUCCAGUGGGAGCCCCAUUAUAGGACGUUCAUCUUUUCUUAGACAAAGGAGAAAAUUACAAGAAAUUAGAUCUAGUUCCAGUGACAGUGAUAGUAGUCCAAUACUUACUAAUCAUAGGAAAAAAAUUAUGAGAGUAGAUUCUGAUUCUGAUGUAGAAUCAGAUGAUUCAGACAUAGGGCAACGUCGUUCUGUUAAUCCCAAGAGAUUACAAAGUGAUUCUGAUAGCGACUUUUCCAUGAGUCAAUUAGAAUCUGAUUAUUCUGAUCGAGAAGUUAAGAAUACGAAUAAAAUUCAUACAGAAUCUGAAUUUAGUGACGGAGAAUCAGAUAAAUGUGCUAUUUGUUUGGUUUCUUUUAAAAAUCAAGAGAUAGGUACACCUGAGGCUUGCGAUCAUAUGUUUUGUUUAGAAUGUUUACAAGAAUGGUCGAAAAAUGUUAAUACUUGUCCCAUUGAUAGACAGGAAUACAGCUUGAUUCUGGUGAGAUCUCGCGGUAAUGGUAAGAUAACUAGACGGAUUCCUAUAGAACGUCCUGAACCUCAAAAUGAAGUGGAUAUAUUUGAGGAUCCGACUUUUUGUGAGAUUUGCGGAUCUAACGAUCACGAAGAUAGGAUGUUAUUGUGCGACGGUUGCGAUUUAGGUUUCCAUCUUUAUUGUUUAAACCCUCCUCUCAAUGAAGUUCCAGUUGGAUCGUGGUUUUGCGAAUUGUGUAAUCCGACGAGGGAAAACGAUUCAUACGAAUACGAUUUAAGGAUUUUAUUUCAUGAUUCCGCAGGAUUAGAUACGUCGGUCCAGCUGAGAAACAACAGAUCCACGAGAAUAUUACCACGUACGAGGCAAACGGAACGAGUUAGACGUCGAAUAGCUAAUAACCGUCAUCUACGAAAUCUCCCGACGGAAAAUUCGACGACGACGAUAACGACGACGACGACGGUAACCAGUACUACAUCUCGAUCGAGAAAAAGAAGAAGACGAAGAAGAAGAACGCGGUAUAGAACGGUUUACGAAAUCGAUCCGGUAACGGGAUUAACGGAAGCGGUACAAAAAAGGACGAAAGGAAGAAAAAAUGGUAAAAAACGUUCGGCGGCGCCACCGAAAACGGCAAAAAAACGUCUGGCCAAACAAUUGGGAAUAUGCGGACCGCAAAAUGUGAACGAAUUAAAAAUAAUCGAUAGGAAACCGGGUAGUACGGCAUCCGGUACCAUAAGUAGUAUUAGACACAACGCGGGUAUACCAACCCUACAUCUAUUCGGACAAAACGACGCUCUAGAUUAUUUUACCGACGAAGAACAAGAAGAAGAAGAAAAUUUCGGUUCGCAGAUAUUGAUUAGAAGAGCGCCUAAUCGAUCGGACGUUAACGUUAUGCGAAGAACGUUACGACAAAAGAACUUGAUAAUACCGGAAGUAGUAUCGAGUAGUUCCGAUAUAUUAGAUACGAUAUUAACCGAUCAAGAACGAUUGUAUUCGAGAAAUUGUUCGUAUUCGAUCGAUUCGACGGGUAAAUUCAAAAUAGAUUUGAACAAAGAAAAAGGUAUAGUCAAAGAAACGCCGUAUUAUAAUCAGAACAGAAGAUACGGUAAUAAUCAAAAUUAUAAUCGACCGAAUAGAUAUCAGAGACAAUCGACAGGUUAUUAUCAUUCGAAUAACAGUUUUUAUAAUAACGAAUCGAUUAAUAAUUAUUCGAAUUAUAAUAACGAUAAUAACGAUUAUCCGCAAGAUUAUUCGAAUAGAACGUUGAGCGGUGAUAAUGCGGAAGAUAAUCGAGACGAAAAAGAAGAAGAACAACAACAACAACAAGAUGAAGAACGGGAAGAACGUAAUAAUCAAAACGACGAUUCGGAAUUGGAUAUUUACAGCGAUAUAGAAACCGUAACGACUACUAGAAACGAAGAAGGCGAAUAUAGACCUUUAUCGCCGCCGCCGAUGCCGCCGUUAUUAGGAUUAGAAGAAGAUAAUAACGAUAGCGAACCGGAUAUGGUUAUAGACGACGAUAAAUUACAAGAAGAAACCGCCGUAACGUCGACGGUUAGUUUAGAAAAAGAAAAAUCGAUUCAAUCGAACGAAAAACAAUCGGAAAAUAUAAAAAAUUACGAUUAUUACAAUGAAGAUUCGUUAGAAGGUUGUCCAAAUACAAAUAUAUAUUCGAAACAAGAAGAAUCCGACGACGAAUGUCCGAAUUUCAGUAUAUAUUCCAAAGAAAGUAAAACAAUGGCCAUACACACCGAUAUAACUUUAUCAACAACCGAUUAUCAUACCCAAAUUAAUACCAACCCCAAUUUAAAACUCCCCGACGACGACGACGACGACGACGGAAAAUACGAUCCCCAAAUUACUUCCUCCCCUAAUUUAAAACCCCCCCGCGAAACGUACGAUCCCCAAAUUACUUCCUCCCCUAAUUUAAUACCCCCCGAUGAUAAAUACGAUCCCCAAAUUGGUACUACUCCAAAUUCGAAACAACCUCCCGAUGAUAAAUACGAUCCCCAAAUUAGUUGUUCUUCCCCAAAUUUGAAUCCACCCGAUGAAAUGUACGAUCCCGAAGAAACGUUUCGCGAACAAAACGAUAUGACGUACGAUCCCGAAGAUUGUUUACGUACGGACGAAACGUUGGCAAUAACCGAUAACGAAAAAUCUAAUUACGAACCGGAAAACGAAGAAGAUCGUUACGAUCCGGAAACGCCUUAUAACGACGACGACGACGAUAAAAUAUGCGUUAAGAAGAAUAGUAAUUUGUUGUAUAGCGAUUCGGAAGAUGACGAAAAUGUCGUUAAAAAAGAUAAAAAUUUAACUUCCAUAACGGAUAUUAAUAAAAUGACGGAAGAUAUAAGCGAAGAAGAACGAAGUUAUACGCCUUGUUUGGACGAAAAAAUUCAAAAACAAGGUUUGGAAGGAUUGGAUACGGAAAUGAUAUCGGACGAAGAGAGGAACGAUUUCGAUGAAAAUCACGAUUUGAAAACUGUAAAUUCCGAUGCGGACGCUUUGGAAAUAAACGCCAAAGAAUCCGAAUUGGAUUUAGUACGACCGGAAGAUUACGAAGAAGGAGAAAUAGUCGAUAAAAAUAAAGAUAAAGAAAUUGUAAACGAAGAAAACGAACCGGACAAAUCGAACAACAACGUAGAUAAUAAUAAUAAAGAAAAAGUAAUAGAUAAUAAAGAAGAACAAGAAGAAGUAAUUAAUACUACUUCGUUUAAGAAGAUCAGUAAGAGUAAUAAGGAGAGGAAUUAUAGGGAUAAAGAUAGGAAUAGGCGUCGAUCUAGCGAAAGGGAAAAUAAGAAGGAAAAGAAAAAAGAGAAACGUAAAGAAUUGGAGAGGUAUAACGUUAGAGCGAUUAUAGCGGAAAAACCGCGACCGCUUAUAGCGAAAGAUCAAUUCGGAAGAGAUAUCAGAAAUACGCCUAGUAGAUCGAGAAGUCGAUCUUAUACGCCGCCGCUCCGUAACGAUCCAGCGGUAAGAUCCCCUUCGAAAAAUCGUCGAUCGUUAACCAGAUCACCUCGACGACGGUCGUUAUCGAAAUCGCGCAAACAACGAAGAAAAUACCGAUCGCGUACUAGAUCUAAAACCCCAAUUAAAAAAGGACAAAAAAAUAAAAAGAGAAAACGAUCUUCGAGCAGAUAUAAAAGAAAAAUCGACGAUAAAACUAAAAGUAAAAGGAGACCGCGAAGCGGUCGUCGAUCCGAAAGUCCUACUAGAAGAAAAAGAGAUUGGUCGCCAAAUUCGCAAGUAUCCCCAUCUUGGACGCCACCCCGAUUAAUAGACAAUCCCCAAUUAUUAAGAACCGAAAGUUUAACGGUAACCGUGAAUAAUAAUAACAACAAUAAUAAUAAUAACAACAACAACAAUAAAAAGAAGAAGGAAAAAAAGAAGAAGGACGAUAAGAGAAAUAGAUCGAAGAAACGUCGACACGAACGCGAACGCACCCCGCCGCCUAGUAAAGAAGUUUUCGCUUCCGGUGAUAAUAUAUUAGUUAGCGUCUGUUUUAAUAACGAAAACGAAAAGAGAGACAUAACGACAAGAGAUAAAAGAAAACCGGACGAAAUAACUAAUAAAAAACGUAAAAAGAAAAAAGCCAAACGCGAUUUGAGCGGCGUGAAACCAGUAGCUAUAAUCGAUUUGGAAAAAUCGCCUUUCAAAGAAUUAACCCCAUCCCCUAAACAAAUAAUAGUACUCACCGAUAGCGAAAACGAAAAUCAAGUGCAAGCCGAUUCGUCGUCGCAACAAAUCGUUACACCCGAACGUGGUAUCGGUCCUAAAACGCCGCCGGAACCGCAAAUUAAAUUCUCUUUAGCGCCUAAACCGCCACAAAUACGCGCCAUAAAUAAUCCCUUAAUUGAUCCCGACGACGAAAUCGAAAAUAACGUCGAAAACGACGUAAGGAUAAGUCCCGGUCAUAAAGGACCUAGCACCCCCCAAGAACCACCUAAUUCGCCGCCCAGUUCCCCCGACGCUUACGAUCCUUUCGAACCUACUAAAUCCCGUUCCCCCACACCGGAUAUACAAAUACAAGAUAAUCCCGAAAGUAUCGAUAGUAAAACGGCGGAUUUAAUCGAAAAAUCGAUUAAUCCCGUACCGGAAAAUUCGAAAUCUCUCACUCCUCCUCUAUUGGCCGAUAUACAACCGGCGGAUUCUCAAAGUAGCGUACAAGUCGUUACGCCCGAUUCGAAUAUAGAUAAAUCUCCAGAUAACAGAACGAAUCAAAUACAAAAUACUAAACCGGUAGCUCAAACAAUACCUUUUUCAUCGGUACCGACUACGUUGAAUACCUCUACGCCGUUAUCAACUGCUCUACCGACGAACAGGAUAAACAUAUUGAAUACUUCGUUGAUAACUCCGACCGUACCGUCGCCGAUACCUCAACGAAUAGUUUUGCCGAAUAUAAUUAAAUCGGUUAAAAUACCGCCGACUAAAUCGGCCAUUAAAUCGACGCCGAUUAAACCGAUGCCGGCCAAAAGUAACAAAAUGAUAAUAAGAAAGAGAGCGCAGAACGGCAACGCCGACGAUAACGUAUUAUUGGAUUUCGAUUCGCCCUAUUCGCCGGGUAGUAGCGAUUACGAGGAUCUGUUCGAUCCGCCUAGCGAAAUCGUAACUAAACCGAUUAUUAAAGGUAAAAGUAAACCGACGGUGAAACCGGUUUCGGCGUUCGACGCUUUAUUCGGUUCGCCGAGUUAUAAUGCGAAAUCGAAGAAGAAAUUUAGUAAAAAAUCGGGUAAAACCAAAACGGUCGGUGUUAAAUUGGACGAGGAUAAUUUGAAGAUUUUGGACGAACUUCCCAAUUCGGCGGUGGAAAUGCAAGUCAAGGAUAAGUUCCUCAAGAAGUUAAAUAGACAGGAAAGGGUGGUAGAAGAAGUGAAAUUGGUACUGAAACCUCACUACAACAAGAAACGUAUAAACAAAGAGGAAUACAAAGAUAUUAUGAGACGAAGUGUUCCUAAGAUAUGUCACAACAAAUCGGGGGAAAUAAAUCCGACGAAAAUUAAGAAUCUGAUCGAAGCUUACGUUAGGAAAGUUCGGCACAGUAAGAAGGUGACUUCUUCUAGUUCCGUCAAUCCCCAGAAGAUGUAGAUGUAUAGUAGUAUAUGAUGUACAUAUAUAAGGCUAAUUAUUAUUAUUAAAAAAAAAACAAAAUGGAAAAUAAUUAUUUAAUUUGUAGAAAAUUAUUUAUAUAAUUAUUUCACUCUCUUGUGAUUCUAUUUGGAAAUUUUUAAAUGUAUUGACUGUAAGGUUUUUAGUAAAUAUAUUAAAAAUAGAUACGGAA